AUGGACACGCAGUCGGAUCUGGACAUUCCCAAGCAAAAGGUCGAGCGCGUCUUCUCUGAGGAUAUCGACGGCCCGAGCGACUUCACUCAGAACAUGGACAUGUGGAUGCGGGGAGGAACCAUGUCCAAGGGCACGCUGAGGGGAUCGAGGAAGAUGCCACGGCCGAUUCAGGAAGAGGAUGAAGCACAGCACAAUGAUCACCUUGCUGUCCCAGAGGCAGGCGAUGCAGAGGAGAAGACGGAGAGCCACCAUACACCGGACAGCAGCCCACCCAAGGUGUCUGUCUUGGACCAGACGACACACGAGGACCAAUUCAGCUCAGAAUGGCACACCCACGGCUCGCAUUCCACUCCUGUCCCACCCGUACACAAGCAAUUCUUACAGCCCACGGUCGAGGACUACUACAGCGAAUUGACUCCAGCACAUCGCACGCCAGGCCAAUAUACUCGUGGUCGACCUCCGCAAAAGCAUUCGCCGGCGAAGGAUGAGGACUCCACACCUGGUCGCGCUUCCAGCCCCACGCUUUCCCCAGUCCGCUCGCCCAUCAUCCAGCGCACUGCAGGUCAGGAUGAAGACUAUCCUGAUGAGGAGAAACACGAGCUUGAGAGACAGCUCAGCGCAUUGUCGGCCAAAUGCCAGCAACUCGAGCAUCUCAAUGACGCACUUGGCCAAGCACUGGACGAAGACCGCCGCAUUCGCAAACAGGAAGCUGCUGAUCAUGAGGCGAAAUUGGCUGAAGCUGCCCGACGUGAGCGCGAUUUGGCUGAGAUGAAGGAGGCUGCCUACCAACACAACGACGGCUUCCGACGAGAGUUUGGGGAUUUGAAAGAGAAGCUUCGCGAGCAGGAGAGACAGGCAGAGACAGAGCGAGUUGGUAACGAGGACUCGAAGCAAGAUCUCCAGGCAGAGUUGCUGCGACUUCGGGAGAGGAUGGAAGUAGACAAGAUGGAACACAACCAGCAGAUUAGAGCACUCGAGCAAGACCUCGAGCUGGCGCGACGUGGAAGAGACAAUGCCGAAGAGACGGCAAGGGUGCAUCGUGAAGAGCUUGAAGAGCAGAAUGAGAUUCACCAGGAAGAAGUGGCUCGGUUCAGAGAAGAGUUGAAGGAUGCCAGGGAUACCCAAACUGCUGUCAAGAUGCUGGAGGCUCGUUUGAAAGAGGCCAAUGAGCACAUGGCGACGCUAAGAGCUGCGAACGGCGAGGCGAACAAGACGAUUCUCAGUUUGCGAGCGAAGCUCUCCAAAGCGAAGCAGGGUAAUGAUGAAGAGACUCAAGUCGCAGUAGCUGAUCGCAGUCGUGCUGUUGAAUUCGCUGCAAACCUUCAACGCCAACUCCACGAGCUCAAGCAGCAGCUCAAAGAUGAGCAGUCCGCACAUGAAGAGGAGAUGGAGCAGCUCAAGUGGAGACACGCCCAGGGAAGAGAGACAUCUCAAGACGAGCUCGAAGUCGUCCGUGCAGAACUCGAAGCCAAACAAACCGAGCUCAACGAAGCCAUCCUCGAACGCGACGAAGCUAAGGACAGCCUCCAAUCACGAGAAUCGACCGAGGCAGACUUACAAGCCGAAAUCGACGACAUGAAGCUCGUCAACGCGGAACUCGAUGCUAGGAUCACGGAGAAGAUGCAGCGGCGGGAGAAGUACUGGCGCGAGAAGCUCGAGGAGGCGGAUAAGGAGCGGGCGUUGAUGGCGAAAGCGUUGUUGCAUCAAUGGGGGAGGGAGGAGGUGGGGAUUGAGAGCCCCCAGAUGUAUGCUUAUAAGUAUUUGAAGAAGGGGAGUAUCCCGGUGGAGACGUCGCCGAGCAAGGCGACGGUCGUGGGUUGA
This is a messenger RNA of Zasmidium cellare ATCC 36951, 1821 nucleotides long. RefSeq lists its product as uncharacterized. The transcript has a single exon. Bases 1 to 1821 code for a protein of 606 amino acids. The record is from RefSeq and is a predicted model, not a curated record. Lineage: Eukaryota; Fungi; Ascomycota; Dothideomycetes; Mycosphaerellales; Mycosphaerellaceae.